Messenger RNA from Galdieria sulphuraria, 1674 nucleotides. RefSeq names its product M-phase phosphoprotein 10 (Mpp10)-like protein. Gene Ontology annotation, biological process: rRNA processing. The record is from RefSeq and is a predicted model, not a curated record. Bases 35 to 1636 code for a protein of 533 amino acids. The transcript is spliced from 4 exons. Lineage: Eukaryota; Rhodophyta; Bangiophyceae; Galdieriales; Galdieriaceae. Gene Ontology annotation, cellular component: nucleus; small-subunit processome; sno(s)RNA-containing ribonucleoprotein complex.
GAAAAAGCGUCGGAGCAUUUAUCAUAAUGGAUGGAUGAAAAGUCAAAGACAAAUGACUAGAAAACCUUGGGCAUCUGUCAACUUGCCUAGUGCAGUAGAUAUUGUGGAAAGGAAACCAGAAACGAGAGAAUGUUGGAAGGAGUUGUUGAAAACCCUAUUUGAGAGGCAAUCUAAGAAACCUUAUCGUUCCCAGUUGUUGGGUCCCCUUUCUCAACUCUAUGUCCAAGGAUUCGAAGUGGAACAACUUUGGGAACAGUUGCAGUUGAGAAACCGACCAUUGUUACGGUUUGUAGUCAAAAAGUUACAACAAUUGGAAUUGCAGAAAAAGGAAACUAUAAAAGAAGAUGAGCAAACACGCAAUACAAGACAAAAGGAAGAAACACUGGAUGAGAUGGACGUCAUGGAAGACGACCUUGUUUCCGAUGAAGGGACGCAAGAUAUCGAAAAAGUCAAAGAGUUGAACGACGCUCAGUUAUCCAAACAAGAGGUCGACAACGAUGAAGAAGAUAAAUUUUUUAGUUACGAUGCAAUGGCUAAAGCAGCAGAUAGAGAUGAACCCUAUGAUGAGGAAGAUAAUAUGAAUGAUGAGGAAGAAGACUUGUGGCAAGAAGAGUUGUAUAAUGAAACGGGAGGAGAAACUGAGGAACAGGAAUAUCAUUAUGAAAAGUUUUUUGAUCAUUCCACUGCUUUAGAUACAAGCAAUAAGAACAAGAACAGCAAUUCAGUCGACCCACUAGAAGAGAGAAUUAAGCAGUUGGAAGAGAAACAAAUAGGAAACAAACAUUGGUCCAUGUUGGGAGAAGUUAGAGCCUCACAACGUCCAGUAAAUAGUGCGUUGGAUAUCGAAAUAGAUUUCGAUAGCGCAAUGAGACGUACAAAGACUGACUCAAAUGAUGGUGAAGAUGAUGCUAUGAAUACUUUAGAAGAGAGGAUUAAACACAGAAUUGCUGAGUCAGCUUACGAUGAUGUUAUUCGUAUAAAGCCUCCUGAAACCUCAAAACCUACAGUUUUAGAAUUAUCACAAGAGAAGGACAGAAGAGGAUUGAGCGAAGUAUAUGAAGAAGAAUAUCUCUUACAUACGCAAGGAAGCCAAGUCAAAAAACAGGAUAAGAGACAUGACGAAAUUGAUCAAUUAUUUCAGGAACUUACAACUAAGUUGGAUGCUUUGAGCAACUUUCAUUAUACUCCUCGUCCUGCUCCUCCUGAACUUAAAGUUAUUCCUUCUAAUCUUCCUUCCAUUGUAGCUGAAGAAGCAGUUCCAGAGGUUUUGGGUGAUGGGGAAUUGUUGGCACCAGAACAGAUAUACAAACCUUCAUCUAAUCAAGAUAGUGAAAAUGCAAAGCAAAUGACUUCACAAGACCGCAAGAGAUGGAGAAGAAAGAGAAAGCGUGCUGGGAGACGAGCCAAGUUACGUAAACAAUGGGAAGCCAAAGUUGCUUAUCAAGACCACGGAGCAUCGAUGAAACAACAAAGAAAAGAUGCAAUGAAGACGUUGGAAACACUGAAGCACGCAACAAACCGGAUUCAGAUUUACAAUAAGACUGGCAACAACAAGAUAGGCGAGAAAAUACAAAACAAGAAGAAGGAACAAAAAAUGGUUGGACACAAGCUUCAGUCGUCAUCUUUGAAAUUGUAGGAAGAUAUAUAUAUAUAUAUAUAUAUAUGUGUGUGUGU